UAAAUAGAAGAUUUCAAAUAGUGUUUUACUAUAAACGUAAAAGAAUACAUAUACACUCAUAACAGCGCAAACGUAAAUAUUACAAACAUAAACAUAUUUUUAUAUUACAAAGAGUAAAGAACCAAAUAAGCAUACAACAUAUUGAUUAUCUAAAUGGAAAUUAAAAAAAUAAAUCAUACGGAGAUGCGUAAUCAACCAAACCAAAAACACACCACACUGGUACAUUUCACUAUAGCAUAAGAGACACAACAAAUCUCAUGAAGUACUUAAUUAUUCAAGGACUCGAUUUAGUUGUAGUAGGGGGAGGAGAGAACAUUGGAAUGGAUGGGAAAUUGGUCGGGAGAGAAGGAAGUGUUGUCGGAAAUGAAGGUAGAGUUGGCAUUGGAAUUGGAGGGAUUGAAGUGGGAAUUGUGGGAAGAUUUGUUUGUGGCAAUGUUGAUGGCAGUGGAGGAAUUGAAGUGGGCAUGGUGGGAAGAGUUGGUUGUGGCAAUGUUGAUGGCAAUGGAGGUAGUCCCAUUGUUGGGAUAGGCAUAUUUGGAAUUUGAGGAAGAGGUGGUUGUUGGAGAAGACGGCGUGAGGCUAAGCAUGUGUUGAUCGUAGUAGAGAAAGAAAGACUCACUAAGAAAGCAAUGAGAAAAAGCUUGAUUGAUGCCAUUUUGGAUGUGUUUGGCGAGUUCUUUUUUAUCCACUUUCUAAUUGCUUCUUUGGUUAUUGCUUUGUGUUGAU
This is a messenger RNA of Eruca vesicaria subsp. sativa (arugula), 726 nucleotides long. Lineage: Eukaryota; Viridiplantae; Streptophyta; Magnoliopsida; Brassicales; Brassicaceae. The record is from the annotation of a GenBank genome assembly.